Molecule: messenger RNA, 665 nt
Organism: Danio aesculapii
Lineage: Eukaryota; Metazoa; Chordata; Actinopteri; Cypriniformes; Danionidae
Exons: 6
Coding region: 12-596 (194 amino acids)
Molecular function (GO): carbohydrate binding
Source: RefSeq, a predicted model, not a curated record
ACAGCAGAACCAUGGUCUCUCUCAGUUUGCUGCUUGCCUUAAUGCUUCUGAACUCCAGCCUGCUGAUAUCAGCAAGUGGUGGUCGUUAUCGUGAUGGUCAUGGUUAUCACGAUGGUCAUGGUUUUCACGACCACGAUGGACACGGUUUUCACAAUGGACACGGUCAUGGAUUUCACGACCACGAUGGACACGGUUUUCACGAUGGACACGGUCAUGGUUUUCACGAUCACGAUGGUCAUGGUUUCCACGGUGGACAUGGUCAUGGUGGCCAUGAUGAUGGCUGCAGAAGGUCUACUGAUACUGAAACUGUAUGUGAAGACCAUGUCAUGCAGCUGUCCUGUCCUGGACGCAAGAUCAAGAUACUUAAUGCAAACUAUGGACGUACUGAUAGCAGUACCUGCAUUACGAAUCGUCCACCAGGUCAAAUCCUAAACACCAACUGCCAUUCAUCCUUUUCUCUGUCUGUUGUGUCAGGAAGCUGUGAUGGACAUGAGAGCUGCUCUGUACCAGCCACCAACGGUGAAUUCUCUGAUCCAUGCUUUGGCACAUACAAGUUCCUGACAGUCAAAUACUGCUGCAGAUAUCGUUGGAGCUGAUCUUGUGGUUUCUCUCUCUGCCAGCAUCUCCACAUUGGGGUUUACUUGAAUAAAAAGCUUUAAUGCAAA